Frankliniella occidentalis (western flower thrips) is the source of this 1096-nucleotide messenger RNA. RefSeq names its product RNA transcription, translation and transport factor protein. Gene Ontology annotation, molecular function: RNA binding. The transcript is spliced from 5 exons. Gene Ontology annotation, cellular component: tRNA-splicing ligase complex. The record is from RefSeq and is a predicted model, not a curated record. Gene Ontology annotation, biological process: tRNA splicing, via endonucleolytic cleavage and ligation. Bases 120 to 863 code for a protein of 247 amino acids. Lineage: Eukaryota; Metazoa; Arthropoda; Insecta; Thysanoptera; Thripidae.
AGGUUGGUGUUUGUGUGUAUACUCCAUCUCCCCCUCCUCGUCGUUCAUUCAUGUCAAAUUCUGAUAAUCCUUCAUUUAUAGUACUUUGAAAACAAGAGGGUCGUUGUCAGGAUACAGAAAUGUUUAAAAGAAAAUUGGCAGCUUUAGACCAUCAUGCCCCGGACUCUGUGAACAUAAAUGAUGAAAAAGAGAUAAAGAAUCUUGUGUCUUGGCUGGAAAAUCAGAAAAUCCGCAGAUACAAGAUCGAGGACCGAGGCCUACUACAAGCUGAUGGACCAGAGUGGCAUACUAACUUUGAUAAAUAUUGCAAAGAUUUAGCAAGCCCAGUUGUUGAUGGUUCUAUGGCAGAAAAACUUGAAUGGCUUAUCGGGUAUGCUGUGAGCUUGGAGUAUGCUGAUGAUGUUGAAAAGUACAAAGGGCAAACAGCAGAAAAUGUUGGCAAGGCUACUCCAAAUGUACCUAAAAUAGAAUCUUCAAAUCCUCUAGACAAUAUGGACUUUGAGUCACCUGAUUUUAAGAAAGGCGUCAUAGCUUUGGCACAGAUUUUGAAUAUAACUCCUCAUCCAGAUCAUUUAAUCACCCUGAAGGCUGUUAGUAAAGUUGUCAGAGAGAGAUUGAGUCAAGAAGCUUUAGACAACCCUAACAACAUUGUUGUCAAGGGCAAACCAUUCCCCUUUCAAGAGGCUGACUUGGGCUUUGACAUGGGUGACUAUGUCUUGAACCAAGCUGCCAAAAUUUUACGUCUAUUGUACAUUCAUGAUUUAAGGGACCUCCAAACUAGCAUUAAUGAAACUAUUGUUGCUGUUCAAUCUAUCACAGCAGAUCCAAAGACUGACACUAAACUUGGUCAAGUAGGACGAUAGGUGAUAGCUAGUCAUUAACCCUCUUUUGUACAUUGCGCUCUUAUUUUCCCUUGCUUGUUUAUGUUUCUUUAGCUAAUUAGAAAAAUAAUAGUUUAAAUUCAUUGUAUUUUGUCACAUUGUAUUGUCAAGUAUUGGCAAAUUAACAAGAAACAAUGAACUUGCAUUUAACAAAAUGCAUAAUAAUAAUAUACAAUUAUAAAAAUCUACUUAUUUAAAUUUCUCUAGAGUAAAUA